This is a messenger RNA of Bacillus rossius redtenbacheri, 6987 nucleotides long. RefSeq names its product transmembrane protein 184C. Gene Ontology annotation, cellular component: membrane. The transcript has 8 exons. Bases 480 to 1874 code for a protein of 464 amino acids. NCBI's taxonomy places the organism in Eukaryota, Metazoa, Arthropoda, Insecta, Phasmatodea, Bacillidae. The record is from RefSeq and is a predicted model, not a curated record. Gene Ontology annotation, biological process: transport. Gene Ontology annotation, molecular function: transporter activity.
AAUCACAGAGCAAAUCUGAGGAAGAAAAGUCACUGAAGUAAAUUUGGUGACAGCUUAUUUUCUCCUGCAUUUUGCAAGACUUAUUAGCAAAUUUAUUCGUAUCACAUUAUAUUAAUAUAAUUACAACAUAGAAGAGACGUAAAAAACAGUAAUCAAGAGUUGAGACACCAAUUUGGCUUUUGCGCAGUUUUGGGUACGUUUACUACCGGAAUGUUUGCUCUACGAUUUCAACCUGUUAUUGUUUUGAAAGAGAAAAAAACCAAAAAAUGUUACGAAACCUGUUCAACUGCAAAUUGUAAUAUAAUCAUUACGUCAAUGAAUUACAGCCUUGUUAAUAGCCAGCAAUGUUCGGUAUAAUACGGUGAAAAAAGUAUACUGUUCGUUCCUAAGCAAAUUGCAGCUUGUAUUAUAAUGUAGUUUUUUUCUAUUUGUGUAUUAUUUCAUUUGACAAGAUCAAAUGCACAAUUUUGGUGACAAAAAUGUGUGGAAGAGAGAUAUUAAGAAAAUGGAAGCUGUGGAUACGAGUGGUGGUAAUGGUUGGUUAUGUAGUUAUAAUUCUGGUCCUCCUGCCUUUAAUGAUACUGAAGGCAGCCCAGGAUGGCUUCACGAAGGAAGAGCAAGUUACCCUUAUCGGCGGGCUGUUUGUAAUGAUGGCUCUGCCAAUAUCUUUCUGGGGGAUCGUGCAGCACAUAGUUCACUACACUAACCCGGCACUACAGAAGCAUAUUAUCAGAAUUCUCUGGAUGGUUCCUAUCUAUGCAUUGAAUGCUUGGCUGGGACUGCUGUUUCCCGAGGAGUCCAUCUACAUGGACUCGUUGCGGGAGUGCUACGAGGCCUAUGUCAUCUACAACUUCAUGGUGUACCUGUUGAACUACUUGAACCUCACGUCCAACCACAACUUCGAAGCAAACUUGGAGCAGAAGGAACAAGUGAAGCACAUCUUCCCGUUCUGCUACUUGAGCGACUGGGAGAUGGGCAGGGACUUUGUCCACAAUUGCAAGCAUGGAAUACUACAGUAUACGGUCGUGAGGCCAGUCACGUCAUUCAUCUCUUUCAUCUGCGAGCUGAGCGGGGUGUACGGGGAGGGCCUGUUCCGCGGAGACGUCGCCUUCCCCUACAUGAUCGCCAUCAACAACUUCUCGCAGUUCAUAGCCAUGUACUGCCUGGUGAUGUUCUACCGCGCCAACAUCGCGGAGCUGCAGGGUAUCAAGCCCCUCAGCAAGUUCCUCUGCAUCAAGGCCGUCGUCUUCUUCUCCUUCUUCCAAGGUGUGAUAAUUGCUAUCCUGGUGUAUACGGGUGUGAUAUCUUCAGUUUUUGAUACAGCAGACUCGGCAACUAUCAAAGACAUUUCUUCUAAGCUGCAGGACUUCCUGAUCUGCAUCGAGAUGUUCCUGGCGGCGGUGGCCCACCACUUCAGCUUCUCGCACAAGCCGUAUGCGAGCGGCGACGGCGCGCACGAGCAGUCGUGCUGCAGCGCGUUCCUCGCCAUGUGGGACGUGUCAGACGUGCAGCGAGACAUCAAGGAGCACUUCGGCGUCGUGGGCAGCUCGCUGAGCCGGCACAUAAGGGGGCGCGGCAUGUACCGGUACGCGGGGGGAAGCACCAACGAGUGCUCGAAGCUGCUGGUGCCGGAGCCUCCGGCGGACCCCUGCGUCGCUCCGGGGUACAACAGCGCCCCCGCGAGGCUGGAGGACGCGGGGCCCCCGAGCUACUACAACAGCAUGGACUCGUCGGACGGCCAGCGUCAGUUCGCGUCGGCGUCGUCCUCCGGCGCCCUGACGGAGGCGGCGAGCUCCGUCGGGACCGCCAGGCUGGUAGACCUGUCCGACAGUGCAGAGACGCUGUACAAGAGCCACGAGCCCGUCAGCACGUAGUGGCUCCCAUCGUCACCUUCACUAUACAGGAAAAAACUAUAUUUUUCAGCGCAGGUUUGGGGAGCUUCAUGAUCUAUUGCUGACGCCUGUCCUCUUGGUAUUAAUCGACUUGAAUGUAAUCUUCAAUACUGGAUGUGCAGGAUUCAUUGGCUGUGCGUAUGAAACUGGGAUUAGAUUUGUGUGAUUAUAGUUUUUGAAAUUAGUGAUGAUGUGUAUUAAUGCAUAAGAAUAAGUUGCUGCAGGCUUCAGUGUUCCAAAACUAAGGCCUACAUAUUCCAUGUUUGUUUGCCAAGGUUUCGGUUGGCCCUUGUGUGGGAUACCCUCGUAGGGAUAUGAUCCGCGUUCUUACAGUUCUGAAGAGGUGACGUGUGCUGUUUAUUCUCUGUUGACCUCGUGAUAGUAUCUGGUGCUCACUUCGUGCAGUCAUGUUGACAUUUACAACAUUCUUUUGAAAGAUAACAUGUUCGUAAGUAAAUACGUACUUCAGUAAUGCAGUAUAAAGCUAAUGCAGGAUUACGUUGGGUCAUUUGAGAAGGCAAAAUAUAAUAAGUUUGUACCAGGGUUUAGUAUCUACAUUAAGGAACAAGUUGGUAUCAAGUUAUUAAGUAAAUUGGUUUAGAUGGAUUUAUGUAAUAUAGUAAUAAUGUUGAUGUAAUAAUGUAGCUAUGUUGAAAUGUUAGGUCUUUUUACAAAAAUGUGAUAUUGGUUCGAACUUAGAUAGUAUUUAGGUAUAAAAUUCUUUAUUACUUAAGUCUUGACAAUUUUGAAUGGACUCGUAAAUAGACAUGUUUUUUUCAACUGUGAAAAAUUUAAUACAGAAAAAUAUCUUCAAAAACAUAGUAUAAAUAAAAUAUGUUCAAGUUUAAGGAGGACGCCCACUUUUUAAUAGAUUGUUUAUAGUUAAAACUACAGUAUUUACCGCAUAUGGGUCACAUAUUUUAUGCAGAUUUUUUUAAUAUGCACAGUUUGUGUAACUAAAUGUACUCAAAAGUGAAGUGACACAAUAUCUGAGUGAGAUUUGGCACUUACAGACAAAAGAGCACUUUUUUUUUUUUAGUUUUAUUUACAAUACGAUGCACUUGUGAUAAAUAGUAAAUUACUGAAAUAUGAUUGUGUAUUGUGUCACUUUGUUUUUUGUGCAACAUCAUAAAUAUCCUCCUCGCAUAAAUUACUUGCUUUAUUCUUUAUUUUCCAAUGAUUUUGAAAAUAGCAGUCUUCUUUCUUGUCUUGUUGGGAAGUGUGGGGAUUGGAGGGGUCGCAAAUGGGGGGGGGGGGGGGGGGGGGGAAGUGGUCCGCCUCACCCUUCCCGUAGUAAAUGGACAGAGAAGAGCUGAGGCACUACAUAGCAGAUUUUGGGCACAUAUUUUACUAGUCUAUAACAUUUUAAGUGCUUGGUGUCUUUCCGAAAUGAACAGCUGCCUCACUUAUACUGUAGUGAACUUGUGGUUGUUAAUACUUUUAUCUUGAUGUAAUAAGAAAUCAGAUACUGUUUUUUUUUUCUUUGUGCAGCUUUCUGGAUUACUGUCUCAUCAGAUAAACUGCUUUAUUUAUUCUUUUCCCAACGUUGAUGAGAUUGUUAGUUGGUAAAGAAUGUCAUUGGUUGAAUGCUACACUUCAUUUUGUGAGUUCGACAUUCACAACAAAGGUGCAUCUGAAAAUCUAGUGAAAUCCAGCAAAAAAUAUAUAUAUAUAUAUAUAUUUAUGUAUGUAUAUGUUUGGUUAAGGUAGCUGCAGUUAUAUGACAUGAGUAAUGACUGUGAGAAUAUGCUUUUGCAUAGUUCUUGUAACAUCACAGACAAUUUCUCAGGAUAGGUAAAUUUCACCUAUGCGGACAUUUACAAAAUGGAAGUAGCUUGUUGCGUUUAACAAAGCUGUUAGCAGAGUUAUUUGAAUGUUAGGCAGCUACUUUUUAUUUAACACUAAUUUGCCUAAGAUUAAAGUAGGGUUUGUAUGCUUUAAUAUCCUUUCAAGUUCUUCAUUUAAUUUGAGUUACUUAAGGGCCCAUAAAUGUCCUUAAAAUUUUUUCCCAGUAACAUUAAAGUACAUUGUUCUGCAUGGAUUUCUUUAUUAUUUUGUUUUAUACUCUGCUGCAAGCAAUGUUUUGCACAUGCAAUUUGUGGGUAUUUCAUAAUGCUGUAUGCAUAGUGCCUAAAAUACUUUAAGUACCCAAAAUCAUUUAUUUUGCUUCAUUAAAUUAUGAGCUAUAAUUAAUAAUCUUAAAAAAAAACUUCUUUUUCAUACCUUAAGGGUUGAAUUUCGCAAAAUGUUAACAUUGUGGUUGUUUGUUUUUGUGUGUCUAUUAUUGGUACUCAUUAUAAUUUAUUACAUUUAAUUAAAUUUGGAGAUAAAAUUAUAUAAUCUUUAAAAUAUACUUACCCCUUUUUCUCCUCUUAGGGGUUGAAUUUCGAAAAUACAAAACUUUCGGGUGGAAAUUUUUGAAUGGUCAUAAUUGUUACCCAAAAUCAUUCAUUACUCUUAAUUAAAUACAGAGUAUUUAAAAUGUCAUCUUUAAAACGUACUUACCCCUUCGUAAUCCCUUAAGGGUGGAAUUUCUGAAUACAAAAAUUUUGGUUAGAAGUGUUUGUAUGGUCAUUAUUGUUUCGCAAAAUUAUUCAUUACGCUUAAUUAAAUACGGAGUUAUGAUUAUUAAUCUUAAAAUCAUACCCCUUUUUAACCCUUUAGGGGUUGAAUUUUGCAAAAUAUAUAAAUUGAGGUGGGUAGUUUUCGUAUGUUAAUUAUUGGUACCCAAUAUUUUUUCUUAAGCUUAAUUUAUUUCAGAAAUACAAUUAACUAUCCUAAAAUCUUAUUUACUCCUUUUUCACCACCUUUGGAGGUGGAAUUUCGCUAAAUAUAAAAAAAUAUAAAUCCAAUAAUUUUAUAAGGGUUGUAUUAAAAUACGUGUGGUGUUAACACGUUGUUUGUGAUACGAAUUCAUUCCUGGAAGUUAUUCGUAUAAAUUGAAUAUUAAUAAAUAAGUUCUGUAAUUUAAAUUAUAAUGUUGUUUUAAAAUGUGGGAUUUAUUCUUUUUGAAUUCUGUUGAAAUUAAUCAUUUUUAGAAUUCGUGCAUAAAUAAAUGAAUUAGUAAUUAUAACAUAAAUAAUUUCAUUAAUAAAAAUUAUUUCCUAAAUUGAUAAUAUUUAGUUCAUUUUUUAAUGUACAGGAAUGGGUAAAUCAAAAGCAGAGUACAUGUGAGAACCAGUGUAAGCUUGAGAAAAAAAUGCAAACUGGAGAAAUAGGGCAAAAAAAAACUACUCAUCAUAACUCUACGCAACGUAACUGGGAUUUGUCUAACAGGUGAGAUGUUAUACAUCACUGGUGAGAACUGAGACUCGCUUACUUUCAUUAAUAGUAUAUAAAAUUAUGAACCAUGCAAAGUUAGAAUUUUUUUUUUUUUUUUAAGGAGUCUUUUAUUAAGUAAGCCGUGCAGAUAAAGGUUAUUUAUUGCUAGUGCCAGUUUUAAUAUACAAGUUUCGUAAAAUUCAAUGCAUAUCAUGUAAAAAACUUUAUUAGAAUGUACGUUUCAUCAACAAACAUAAUUUGUUAAUUCGCAAGAAAAUCAUUCAGUAAUUAUGAUACAGCUUUUAUUAUUUUGGAUUGUAGUUGCGUACUUGUGAUAUUUGUAAUAAACUUCAGUUUGUGAAUACUCAAGAAAAUAUUUAAAUUGAAAUAUUAUUUGAAUCAUAAAAAAACAGUAAAUAUUUUUAUAGUGAAUAAAUGAUAAUGGUACAUAGCUGGUGUUUUACAAUGAAAUAUUAAAUCAUAAUUUGACUGGUAUUUUGUUUUCAUCCAAAAUACUUUUUUCUUUCUUUUAUGAAAUUGUUUGUAAUUUUAUAGCUGUAAGUGUGUUAAAAGGCAAAAGUUAAAUAUCAUCACCACUUAGGUCAGCUGUGGAAUUAAUUUAUUGUGUUAUCAGGCUGGCUUCAUUCUAUGGCCAAAGGGAUUAAUUUUCAAAAAUGUUUGCUCACUGUUAUUUUGCUUUUGAUUUUAUUGAUUGUAUUUAAAUGUAAAUGUAUGUCACCAUAUGAAAACCACUUGAAUGAUUUGUUGUGGGAUAGUCUGUAAUUACAGUUGGUAACAAUGGCUUGGAAGUACCUAAGUGCUUUUUUCAUUAGCAGAAGUAGCUGGCUGGCCGUCCAUAUGCUUGAGCAGAUUCAUUCUUUUGCCGUCCAUGUGAAUUAGUGUCCCGAGGCUUUGCGAGAAGGACCCAGUAAGGAAACCGUGGUACUAUAUGUCCAAGGUCACUAUUCUCGCUUCUUGCUCAAUCAAGAACCGGGGAAACCAAAGAACGUUAGCACCAAAACAUUCAGGGAGUACCUGGGGCAGAACCGUGAAGUAAGCCGCGUCCGCACUGGAGUGACUUUGUUGUACGUCGGUGUCAGUUGACAUUGUCGACACUUGAAGACUAGGCUUCUGGAAAUCCUAUAUUUGUAUCAGAAUAGAAUUUUGAAUCUAGAAUAUUUUACUAAUCAAAUUUAAACAUACAAUGAAACUUCUACCCCCCUCCCCCCCACACACUUUAAAGGAGUCCAAAAAAAAAAUCAAUGAAUAACACAGCGAAAUAUUUAUAGAACCAUAAUAGAGGGGUGCAAACUGUAAAAAAAGAAAGCAGUGCAUUUUUUUAAACCAUAAAUAAUUAAACAUUGUUUCGUUGAAAAUAAUUAGGUUAUAUUAAAAUAGUGUAUUUUUAAUGACUUGUAAUCAUAACCACAUAUUAUUGGCUACAUUUUAAAAGCAUAUUAUGUACUAUAUUGUAAAAAACAGAUCCAAACUUUGGUUUCAUACUUGUUAUAUCAUUUAAAUGUUUUUGUGUAUCAAUCUCACUUGCUGUAUGCAUUUGUAACGAAUAUGAAAUAUAUGUAUUUUUGGAUACUCAAUAGAUUCCAAGUGUAGAUGCUGUGUAUUGUAACUUGAUUAAUUUUUUUCCACCCAGUGUCGGUCUAAUCAGAGGGAAGUCAGGUGACAUUUUGAGUGUGUCACGUGACAAAAUGUUGCUGGGCGAGUUGAAACAUCAUGUAGUGCAACACCAUCGGUGCGGAUGCGGCUUUAGAUAUGCCCAGGAUCGGAGCGGAGUGGGACUCGUUGUAAAAGUGAUUAUUUUUCGUGUGCUGUUGCU